AUGUUUCCACGCAAGUUUCUGGUUUGGUUUGCACUGGCGCUCUGUACUUGGUUUCCCGCUGCUCAUGCAUGGGAAUCUUGCGAGCGUCAUGUGGAAAUCUUACCCAAUGUGACUAUUCUCGCCACGGGAGGGACCAUCGCCAGUAAGGCUUCAUCAAGCACGCAAACAACAGACUACAGAGUUGGCGUCGGCAUUGAAGCCCUACUCAGCGCGGUCCCUGAGAUCUGCAACAUCUCAAAUGUGUCUGGAAUGCAGGUUUCUAAUGUUGACAGCGCUUCAAUCAACACUACAAUCUUGCUUGACUUGACAAGUCGUUUGACGGCGGAACUGACCAGUUCAACCGUGCAUGGUGUUGUUGUCACUCACGGAACCGAUACUCUGGAGGAGACUGCUUUCUUUUUGGAUUUGGUGCUGGAUUCGGAAAAGCCCGUGGUGAUUACAGGUGCAAUGCGACCAUCUACUGCCCUGAGUGCCGAUGGUCCGUUGAAUCUUUACCAGGCUGUUAAGUUGGCUGCCUCGAGUGUAGCAUACGGCCGAGGCGUGAUGGUUGCACUAAAUGAUCGGAUCGGCAGCGCAUACACAUCCACGAAAAACAACGCCAAUUCUCUCGAUACUUUCCACGCCACCGAGCAAGGUCAACUAGGCUUUUUCAUCAACCAAGUUCCCAAAUUCUAUGACACUUCAUCAAAGCCUCGAAACAAGACAUACUUUGAUGUAUCUCGCCAAAAGACACUCCCGCCAGUUGACAUUCUCUACGGGCAUCAAGACUCCAACUCUCAUCUUAUCCGAGCAUCGAUUGAAUCUGGAGCCAAGGGGAUCAUAUUUGCAGGCGUCGGAGCAGGUGGUUGGAGCCUUGACGGUCUGAAAUAUGCCCAAACUAUGUACAACCGGACGGGCGUUCCAAUGAUUUUCAGCCGAAGGACAAAUGACGGGUUUGCGGGAGGGGACAGCAUUUAUUCAUUCCAAAUGACUAGUGGGUUCUUGAGCCCGCAAAAGGCUCGAAUCAUGCUUCAGCUUGCACUUAGUGCGGGAUAUAAGAACGAUGAGAUUCGGGAGCUCUUUGACAGUCAGUGA
This is a messenger RNA of Penicillium samsonianum, 1074 nucleotides long. RefSeq names its product L-asparaginase. NCBI's taxonomy places the organism in Eukaryota, Fungi, Ascomycota, Eurotiomycetes, Eurotiales, Aspergillaceae. Gene Ontology annotation, molecular function: asparaginase activity. The coding region runs from base 1 to 1074 and encodes 357 amino acids. The transcript is spliced from 2 exons. The record is from RefSeq and is a predicted model, not a curated record.